UUGGAAUAAGAUGAAGAUGAACAUUUUGCAAAUGUUCCGGAACAAGCACUAGACCACCGGACUUGUAUUGUUUUCAUGCUGCAAGACCAGCACCAAAAUAACUGGCCUCGGUCCACUGGUCCAGUGGGAAAAUCAACCACAUAAGUGUGGUCAAAUGAUAAGGAGUAAUCGACCACAUACAUAUGCAUUGGACUCGGCCCAGACUAUCCAAGUUCUGGUACUACGCCCGUGUGGAGUUAGUCCCCCCAAUGCCGUCUGAGAUCCCCACCAUUCAGAAGGGCUUCGGGGAGGUCGUAGCCAGUGCACGCUCAGGGAAAUGGAUGAACAUGACUACGGUACCAGGACACCUGUUAGCCGGUUUGGUGAACAACAUGAGCCAAUGUCUGGCAUGCAUCAUAACAUGGCCAUGGGAGAUGGGGGAGCAGUGACAGCUCAUGGAAUGGCAGGAGCGGUCUGGAACCCCGUAGCUGCUAUGCAACUUCAUGGCACCGAUCCAAAGACGGCUCAUUCAUAUCCAGCGAUGCUCAUCUUCGUUCAGCAACCACUGUGCUCGGUCUGGUCACCAUGGCAACUGACCAGUCUCAGGGCCCCGCCUCCAGCAGCCAUUGGUCAAGAUCGUCGCUUACCAAUUCCAAUCAGCAAUGAGCAUAGUCGAGGGCAACGCAAGACACCUGUCAGCUUUGUUGUUGUACCUGUCAGUGAUCUGGGUUACCCUGUUGGUUCACCAGGGAGUAGCAUCUGGGCUUAUACACCAGACACCUGUCAGCCGGUUUGGUGAGCAACAUGAGCCAAUGUCUGGCAUGCAUCAUACCAUGGCCAUGGGAGAUGGGGGAGGGGUGACAGCUCAUGGAAUGGCAGGAACGGUCUGGAACCCUGUAGCCGCCAUGCAACGUUCAUGGCACCAAUCCAAAGGUUUGGGGAGCAUAAAGCCAGCCGGUCAUGUGACAUGACGACACCUCUCCUUCCAUUCCUAUAGAGGGCGCUGUUCAUCACAGCCGCAGCAUCCACAAGAGAUAGUUAAGUUAAUAAUUUUUCUUAGAUGUCCAGCAGCCAUAGAGGGCGCCAUAAUGCUAUCUGGGGUUUUUUCACAGACA
Molecule: messenger RNA, 1094 nt
Organism: Patiria miniata (bat star)
Lineage: Eukaryota; Metazoa; Echinodermata; Asteroidea; Valvatida; Asterinidae
Exons: 6
Coding region: 317-778 (153 amino acids)
Source: RefSeq, a predicted model, not a curated record